GCCGGGGCCGGUAGGGGGCGGGGGCCGUGCGCGGCGCGGGCCGGGAGCGGGCGGCCAUGGGGGGCAGGAUCGAGUGCGUGUUCUUCAGCGAGUUCCACCCCACGCUGGGGCCCAAGAUCACCUACCAGGUGCCCGAGGACUUCAUCUCCCGGGAGCUGUUCGACACGGUGCAGGUGUACGUCAUCACCAAGCCCGAGCUGCAGAACAAGCUCAUCACCGUGACGGCCAUGGAGAAGAAGCUGAUCGGCUGCCCCGUCUGCAUCGAGCACAAGAAGUACAGCCGCAACGCCCUGCUCUUCAACCUCGGCUUCGUCUGCGACGCGCGGGCCAAGGCCUGCGCCCUGGAGCCCAUCGUCAAGAAGCUGGCCGGCUACCUCACCACCCUGGAGCUGGAAAGUGGCUUCAUCUCCAACGAGGAGAGCAAACAGAAGCUGGUGCCCAUCAUGACCAUCCUGCUGGAGGAGCUGAACGCCAAAGGAAAGUGCACCCUGCCCAUAGAUGAGUCAAACACCAUCCACCUGAAGGUGAUCGAGCAGCGGCCAGACCCCCCCAUUGUGCAGGAGUACGACGUGCCCGUCUUCACCCAGGACAAGGACGACUUCUUCAACUCCCAGUGGGACCUCACCACGCAGCAGAUCCUGCCCUACAUCGACGGAUUUCGGCACGUCCAGAAGAUUUCCGCUGAAGCCGACGUGGAGCUGAACCUGGUGCGCAUCGCUGUGCAGAACCUGCUGUACUACGGGGUCGUCACGCUCGUCUCCAUACUCCAGUACUCCAACGUCUACUGCACCACACCGAAGGUCCAGGACCUGGUGGACGACAAGUGCCUCCAGGAGGAGUGCCUGUCCUACGUCACCAAGCCGGGGCACAAACGAGCCAGCCUCCGUGACGUUUUCCAGCUGUACUGCGGCCUCAGCCCUGGCACGACGGUGCGAGACCUCAUCUCCCGCUACACCCUGCAGCUGCAGCGGGUGGACGAGAGGAGGCUCAUCCAGUUCGGUUUGAUGAAGGGGCUCAUCCGGCGGCUCCAGAAAUACCCCGUCAAGGUGGCCCGGGACGAGCGCAGCCACCCGGCACGGCUCUACACGGGCUGCCACAGCUACGACGAGAUUUGCUGCAAGACGGGCAUGAGUUACAAGGAGCUGGAUGAGCGCCUGGAGAACGACCCCAACAUCAUCGUGUGCUGGAAGUGAUGGAGCCGGGCCGGCCGGGGCGUGCGCCAUGUGGCUUCGGCAGCACGAGAGCGUGGAGAAGCUCAACAUGCACGCCAUCCUGAGCGCCGCCGCCGGCCAGGAGCAGCUCCUCACCGAGCUGCUCAUCACCCACGGCAAGGUGAGCCCUGGGUGUCCGGGGGGCACCCGGCUCUGCCCAGCCCUGUCCCUGCUCCCCGAGCUCUCGGCCCGUCCCCGGUCUGUCAGGAAAGGUGGCGGCGAGCACCCAGCUUCGUCCUGCGCCUGGCUGCAGGAGCCGGGUGUUCCCCGCCGGAGGAAUGCGGGUUCUCGUGGCUUGCCCCACGCGGGUGCUGUGGUCCUGGUACUCCUCCUCGGGUUUCUUGGUCUGUGACAAAAUCACGAACUGCAUGGUCGGGAGGGACGGCGUAAGGCAGGGCAGCGGGUGGGGGCAGCAGCCAUCCCUGUGCCAGGCCCUCAGCCUCCAGCUGGGAUCGGCUUUUGGACAACGUCCAGUUUGGGGAUAAACCGUCGAUGGUGAAGAAUCUGCUGGCAAAGAUAGUUGACUGGUGGUUUGCCAUUGUUGCUUUUAAAAAAAAAAAAAAAUUAAAAGCCAAGCUGCGGUA
Cygnus atratus (black swan) is the source of this 1795-nucleotide messenger RNA. It is a transcript of the gene NPRL2, whose product is annotated as NPR2 like, GATOR1 complex subunit. The record is from RefSeq and is a predicted model, not a curated record. Gene Ontology annotation, biological process: positive regulation of autophagy; negative regulation of TORC1 signaling; cellular response to amino acid starvation. Lineage: Eukaryota; Metazoa; Chordata; Aves; Anseriformes; Anatidae. Gene Ontology annotation, cellular component: GATOR1 complex; vacuolar membrane. Bases 57 to 1193 code for a protein of 378 amino acids. The transcript has 12 exons. Gene Ontology annotation, molecular function: GTPase activator activity.